AUGGAGGACAAAGUCAUCAUCGCUGUAUGUGGAUACCCGGAGCUAUAUGAUACUUCUUCAUACUUCUACAGAAACAGGAAUAAAAAGGAUCUUGCUUGGAAGAAAGUGAGUGAGGAGGUCGGACAAUCUGAGGAAAUGUGCAGAAAGAAGUGGAAGAGUCUGAGGGACACAUAUUUAAGGGAGAGGAGAAAGGAGACAGAGAAGAGGAGUGGGUCAGCAGCAGGGUCAGGGAAAAAGUGGAAGUACUCUGCGGUCCUGUCUUUCCUCGACCCCUUCGUCCAGCCCAGUCAGCUAUGUUGGUGUAUGUGGAGCCAGUGA
Molecule: messenger RNA, 318 nt
Organism: Cyprinus carpio (common carp)
Lineage: Eukaryota; Metazoa; Chordata; Actinopteri; Cypriniformes; Cyprinidae
Product: transcription factor Adf-1-like
Exons: 2
Coding region: 1-318 (105 amino acids)
Biological process (GO): regulation of transcription by RNA polymerase II
Cellular component (GO): nucleus; transcription regulator complex
Source: RefSeq, a predicted model, not a curated record